Messenger RNA from Cyanidioschyzon merolae strain 10D, 954 nucleotides. RefSeq names its product similar to U3 snoRNP component Utp6p. Gene Ontology annotation, biological process: maturation of SSU-rRNA from tricistronic rRNA transcript (SSU-rRNA, 5.8S rRNA, LSU-rRNA). Lineage: Eukaryota; Rhodophyta; Bangiophyceae; Cyanidiales; Cyanidiaceae. Bases 1 to 954 code for a protein of 317 amino acids. Gene Ontology annotation, cellular component: small-subunit processome; Pwp2p-containing subcomplex of 90S preribosome. The transcript has a single exon. Gene Ontology annotation, molecular function: snoRNA binding; protein binding. The record is from RefSeq and is a predicted model, not a curated record.
AUGGCUGCUCUCAGUGUCGAGCGUAACCUGGAGCAAGUCCUGCAUCAAACUCGGGAACAAGUAGACGCUGGCGUGUGGACGUUGGAAGAGGCAGCACAGUUACUGCAGCGCCGACGGGCCUGGGAGUGCUCCCUCGCGCGCCUGAAAACUGGGAAAACUGCGGUUGAACAACUCCGUGAUACCUUCAAGUCGUAUAUCACGUAUGAAAUCGCGGUCCUGGAACUCAUCAGACAUCGUUUUGGCCGUCUGAAACGGAGCCGUGAACCCCAGCGGCCCGCAGCAGGAGCGACCGGGCUGCGGCGGCCCCGCGCCCAGCAGUUCAAAGUACUUGGGAAAAUGCGCCAACGCGUUUUCCAACUUUAUGAACGUGCCAUCUCUUGUAGGUCGUUGCGGACUGAUGAGUCGUUGUGGCUUGCCUAUAUGCGGUUCGCUGCGCGUACCGGAGAGGUGCGGAAACUGCGCCCGAUACUGGUACGUGCGAUGCACCAAGUAGGUCCCUACUCUGCGCGUAUUUUCGCAGUUGCGGCCGCUCUUGAGGCAGAUGUUUGUGGUUCCAUAUCGACAGCACGGGCGGUUUAUUUGCGGGGCCUUCGACAUCACGACCAGAAUGCUGAAUUAUGGGCGCAGUACGUGAUUUUCGAGGUCACCAUGGCCCUAAAACGUAUCGGUCGUGAAGCCGUCUUGCACGACGUGAAGCGUCAAAUGCCUGAUGCGGCAGUUUGGCAAGUUCCACGAACGGUGCGAUGCUAUGCGCUUACAACGCUCACGCUAGCGGAACUGCGUCAGCAGUUUCACGACUGCCUAGAGAGCAUGUUGAAACAGGUUGGAGGUAUUUGGCAAGAAGAUCCAGCGUUCUUAGCUCAUGCAAUUGGCGUGGACAGAGCUCGACCUGCACCCGCAACGCUGGAAGCUGGUCUCGGUGUGUCCGACCCGGCGAUGCUUUCCGCGUCAUAG